Messenger RNA from Periophthalmus magnuspinnatus, 2734 nucleotides. Its product is annotated as gastrula zinc finger protein xLCGF3.1-like. The record is from RefSeq and is a predicted model, not a curated record. Bases 255 to 1466 code for a protein of 403 amino acids. Gene Ontology annotation, molecular function: RNA polymerase II cis-regulatory region sequence-specific DNA binding; DNA-binding transcription factor activity, RNA polymerase II-specific. Lineage: Eukaryota; Metazoa; Chordata; Actinopteri; Gobiiformes; Gobiidae. The transcript has 5 exons. Gene Ontology annotation, cellular component: nucleus. Gene Ontology annotation, biological process: regulation of transcription by RNA polymerase II.
GCAGAAUAGCUGUUGUUCCGGUGGCCUUGGCUCGUGGUGGUUAGCUCGGAGCUAAAGCUAAAAACACUGAGUCAAAAUAUGUAAAAUCCGGAGAGCUCUGGACUGCGGCAGCUGAAGACAUAUUUGCGCUGUUUGAAAGAACCAUAGCGGAGUAUGAGGAGGAACUGUGUCGCUCCAAAGAGGAGAACCAGAGGAACCAGGAGCUGCUGGAGGCUCUGAGCCCGAGAGUCGUGCUGCUCAGAGCGGGUGUCCAGAUGCCCUCCCUGAGUCCUGGUUCCGACCUGGACCAGGAAAUCCCAGGGACUCCACAGAUUAAAGAGGAGCCAGAGGAACAGAGCGUCAAACAGGAGGAGGAGCAGCUGCCAGUGUGUGUCCCAGAGUCCAGUGUUGUCUGUGUGAAGACAGAAGACUCCUCACUGCUUCAAAAAAGACAACCUGAACCCAAAGAGGAAACACGGGGAGAAGACAUCAGCACAGAGCCACAUUUACACUCAGAGACUGAGGGACACGCGGUGCACUGCUCUUACACUGACAAUGAGGACGACUGGACAGCUCCUUUCAGCUGUUCAGCUGCACAGAUGGAGACAGAGGCUGAUGGAGACCACUACAAUCAAGUCCAGAUCAGAGCCACAAGCUCCACUGCACCAAACUCCGGUGUCCAGAUGCCCUCCCUGAAUCCUGGUCCAGGUCUGAAGCAGGAAAUCCCAGAGACUCAACAGAAUAAAGAGGAGCCAGGGGAACAGGGCAUCAAACAGGAGGAGGAGCAGCUGCCAGUAUGUGUCCCAGAAUCCAGUGCUGUCUGUGUGAAGACAGAAGAAUCCUCACUUCUUCAACAAAGACAACCUGAACUUAGAGAGGAAACACAGGGAGAAGACAUCAGCACAAAGCCACAUUUACACUCAGAGACUGAGGGAUACACAGAGCACUGCUCUCACACUGACAAUGAUGAAGACUGGACAGCUCCUUUCAGCUGUUCAGAUGAUGAAGACCACUACAACCAAGUCCAGAUCAGAGCCACAAGCUCCACUGCACCAAACUCAGGUCUAUCCCCCAAAUACAAGUCUGCACCAGAGACCAGUGUCACUGUGAACUACGGGGAUAUGUCAGGAACAGCCGAUGGAGCUGAGGACAAGAAACACCAGUGUCCUUUUUGUAGUAAGACUUUAGUGAGAAAAGAUGGUUUAGAAAGACACAUGAGAAUUCACACAGGCGAGAAACCUUUCAGCUGUUCAGUUUGUCAGAAAACAUUUGCUCGUAAAUAUAAUCUAGAUGCACAUAGAAGAGUCCAUACAGGAGAGAAACCAUUCAGCUGUUCAGUCUGUGAGAAGUCAUUUACUGAAUUGUCUUCAUUAAGGUACCACAGAUUAACACAUACAGAUGAGAGACCUUUCAGCUGUUCAGUAUGUAAAAAAAACCUUUUCCAACAAAUGUACUCUAAAAGUCCAUCAGCGAAUACACACCGGUGAGAAACCUUACAGCUGUUCAAUCUGUGGGAAGUCAUUUUCCCAAUUGACUGCAUUAAAUUAUCACAGAAAAACACACUCAAAGACCUUUCAGCUGUUCAAAGUGUAAAAAAGGGGUUUAUGAACCGUGGGGCUUUAAAAGACUGUAUAUAUAAAUGGACAGAGAUAACCUGCUAGCAUAGACUGUUUAUAUAAAUGGACAUGGCUAACUGCUAGGCGCUGCGUUCCAAACAGGAAGUGAUCAUGGGUGCACUUCCAGCUCCAUCGACUCUGGCUCCAAUUCACUUUCUGUGUAAAAACUGUGUCCUCUCUCUGUAACUGCUACUGUCAGACUCAUCAUUUUGGUCUUAAAUGUUCAUAUAAACCCGCACUUCAUAAUCCUUGGGUUUUUAUUUCACUAUUGUGUCUGUAAAUCAAGUUAUGAACAUUAAUAACAGACAAAUCAGUUGCCUUCUUUCCCCGAGGUCACUCCUGCUAGCGUUAACAACAGGUUUGAUUGACAGCAUUGCGAUGUGCCCGUUCCCUGCCAAACCAGUGGUGUGGGCGGGAAGGGGCGUUACCAUCAACAGCCUCUCUCCUGAUUGGUUCUUUGGUUGCUAUGAUACUCACGGUCCGAAUUCCAAAUAUGAAACUCUGUUCCAAAUUGCCCCCUAAAACCGCUAGCUUCAUUUGGAACUGAAUACUGUGGGCGACGUCACACUCAGUCACUUCUUUAUACAGUCUGAUGAAAACACACGGGGUAAAAAACAUUCAGCUGUUUACAGGCAGAUGUUCUCUUAUAUAUUAGAGUUAGUCACACAGAGCAUAUUAAUGUGUGUGUUUGGGUCAGAGAGUGGACAGAAGGAAUUGUUCUUAUUGCUGACUGAAUGUAAUUGCCUUGUAUAAUUUCUUUCUGUAAAUCGGGGGCUGCAGGUGGAAAGUGUCUCUUAAUCUGGUGAAGAUCAUCUCUGUUUUUAUGAGUUUAAUGUCUCUGGAUAUUGUCCCUUCAAAUGAACACUAAACAACUAAAAGUGUUCAGAGUGUGAAGGACUAAAGGGGAGAGUGAGGAGGGGCGGGGUCUGGAGGAGUAAAGGGGAGAGUCUGAGGGGAGGAGGAGGGGCGGGGUCCUGACGGUAAUCAGGGCAGUGUUGUGAAAUGUCACCAACUACCUAUCAUCAUUAUCAUCUGAGGUGAAGUAUGGAGUGUGCUGUAAAAUGUAAGUCCUCACAUUUCACUGUAAACUGCUGCCCCCCAUUUGGAUGUUUCUAUUAAAACAGCCUGUGGUUUAAUGG